Messenger RNA from Trichoderma aggressivum f. europaeum, 1029 nucleotides. RefSeq lists its product as uncharacterized. NCBI's taxonomy places the organism in Eukaryota, Fungi, Ascomycota, Sordariomycetes, Hypocreales, Hypocreaceae. Gene Ontology annotation, cellular component: chromosome, centromeric region; nucleus; MIS12/MIND type complex. The record is from RefSeq and is a predicted model, not a curated record. Bases 1 to 1029 code for a protein of 342 amino acids. The transcript is spliced from 2 exons. Gene Ontology annotation, biological process: mitotic sister chromatid segregation; mitotic cell cycle; kinetochore assembly.
AUGGCUGCCAGCAACUCCGACUACGAGCUCCUCACAGAGCACUUUAGCUACCCCCCCGUCUCCCUCCUCGACGACAUCAUCAACACCGUCAACGUCCUCGCCGACCGUGCUCUCGACUCUGUUGAACGCCUCCUCCUCUCUAUACCCCCCAAGAAACUCGGCUUUUCAAAAAGCAGCAAGAACCCUGACCAGAACCCCAACCUUUCUCCCGAAGAAGCCGCAAAACUCGAAAUCGAAAACGGCACACACCAGCUGGAAACACUGCUCAACGCCUCCAUUGACAAGAACUUUGACAUUUUCGAACUCUACGUUAUGCAGAAUAUUAUCACAGUCAGACCGCAAGACCAGCCAUACAUGCGUCUCUCACAUUACAGCGGCCUCGAUUUCCCCGAUGAAGAUGCCGCUGCGGCGCAACAAAUCGAUAAGCCUUCUCCAGAAUCAAUCAACGCCCUCCGCAGACGGCUUCAAGCAAGUCAGAAGCUAAACGCCGUCUUGGAAGCUGAAAAAGCCCGCAACGACGCUCUUCUCAAAACCCUGCGGUCCCUACUGGGCGUCGUCCCUGAUACCACCAAGACGGAAGAGACGAAUGGAGAGAGUGGUGGUAGUGCGGCGGCGGCUCAUCCGUUCACCUUCUUGCGCGAUAGAGGCGGGCUUGAAGAGAGCGGUGGGCAGCAGCCGAUUACGACGACGACGGAGUUUACGCUUUCGCAGCUGCAGGCGCUGCGGGCUUUGUCCGGGUCGUUGAGGGAGUUGUUGCCUGGUCUUGGGGAUGAUUCUGGCACGGAUGCUGCCGCGGCGGCGGCGCCGUCGUGGAGAAGGGAGCGCGCGGAGUAUAUUGAGACGUCGUCGAGGAAGUAUCUUGAGACGGUGGUUGGGUUGGAGUUGGGGCCGGAGGGAGAGGUUCGUGAUGGGGAGUGGCAGGGUGAGGGGAGGGGGUUGAGUAAAGGUGAGGUGGAAGGGCUGGAGAAGGUGGCGGCGAUGUUGGGGGGGAGGGAUGGUGGAGGGGGGGAUGAUAUGGAUACGACGUAG